Durio zibethinus is the source of this 1220-nucleotide messenger RNA. Its product is annotated as sm-like protein LSM1B. Gene Ontology annotation, cellular component: P-body; Lsm1-7-Pat1 complex. Lineage: Eukaryota; Viridiplantae; Streptophyta; Magnoliopsida; Malvales; Malvaceae. The record is from RefSeq and is a predicted model, not a curated record. Gene Ontology annotation, biological process: deadenylation-dependent decapping of nuclear-transcribed mRNA. Gene Ontology annotation, molecular function: mRNA binding.
AAAUAAAAAAAGGCUCUUAAGCUAAACCUAACUCUCCUUCUCUCUCUUUGCUUUUUUUUUUUUUCCCCCUCAUAAAAGCUUCCUACAAUUUGGUAUUGUCAAUAAAGCUAGGGUUUUUUUACAGCUUUGGAAGAAAUCUCUUCUGGGUCUACUCUUAUUGGUAGAGAGAUUUGGCAAAGAUUUGAUUUUUUUUCUUAAUUUUUUUGGUGGGGAGGAGUGGUUUAAACUAUGGAUGGUUAAUUGGGAAGCUAAUGCCAUUUGUUUGGAAAUUUGAAAUUGAAGAGUCAAAGAAGAUUAAUUUCCAUGUCUUGGGCUGGCCCUGAUGAUAUCUUUCUCUCCACUUCUCUUGCCACCUAUCUUGACAAGAAACUCCUUGUCUUGCUGAGAGAUGGACGAAAGCUUUUGGGAUUACUGCGAUCUUUUGAUCAAUUUGCUAAUGUUGUUCUAGAAGGAGCUUGUGAGCGAGUUAUUGUCGGUGAUUUAUACUGUGACAUCCCCUUAGGUCUAUAUGUAAUCCGUGGGGAGAAUGUUGUCUUAAUAGGAGAGCUGGACUUGGAAAAGGAGGAGCUUCCCUCACAUAUGACUCCUGUAUCGGCAGCUGAGAUAAAAAGGGCUCAGAAAGCAGAAAGAGAAGCAACAGAUCUGAAGGGCUCCAUGAGAAAAAGAAUGGAGUUCCUUGAUUUUGAUUAAUAGACCCUGCUAUUUUGUUAGAGUUUCAUGCCAUGUUCGCAAAUAUUAGUGCGAUUGUGACCCAAAAUUUGAAUGAGGGUGGGAUAGGCAUGAGACAUUCUUACUUCAUCUCGGUUAUUGGAGAAGGAAGCUAGAGCAGGGGGAGAAGUUCUUACGAUUCUGAAGACCUUAUAGGCUAAAAGGUUGGGAAGGGGAAAGUAUUUUUUCUGUCUCUUAAGAGACAGUGAUAAUUUCCUUGUACCUUCAUAGCAUGGGCGAUAGCUCUACGUGCAAUACCUAUAAUUAGGUUCUUCAGUGAGUUUAGGGUUUUAAAAGUUUUCGGUUUAUACUAAAAAUCGUGUUUGCUCCCCUUGUUUUAGUAUCUUUUCACUUCCUUUCUAGGCUCUUACAUUUCAUUUGAGUAGAAAUUGUUCAAAAUUGCUGUGGUUUGUUGCUUUGGUGCCGCAUUUUGUAAUGGCACAGUCACUUUCAAUUUAUUUGUAACGUGUUUAGUUAUGUUUCAUGAUCAUUAAGUGCAGAAGUUUAUUCAA